Molecule: messenger RNA, 810 nt
Organism: Priapulus caudatus
Lineage: Eukaryota; Metazoa; Priapulida; Priapulimorpha; Priapulimorphida; Priapulidae
Exons: 5
Coding region: 142-810 (222 amino acids)
Source: RefSeq, a predicted model, not a curated record
UUCAUUGAACCGGAUCCGGGUUUGCGUACGUGCAGCCGCUCGCCGGCGCUGCUGGCGCCACCUUCAUAUAAGCGUGAGCGUGUGCCGACGCGGCUCGCAUAUACCUCUGUGCUCAGCAUCACCGCGGCAUCAGUUAGCAAGAUGGCCGUGUCGUGUGUGCAGCUGCUCGGCCUCAUUGCGCUAGCCACCUUCGCUCUCGCGAUCUCUCCCAUCGAUCACUCGCACGACCGACACAGACACGAAGAUCCCGACGAUGACGUCAUCAUCGAAGCGACGAAAGAGAAGUUCGAGAAUGUCAUCGAAGAGUUGGACUUUGUUGCAGUCGUCUUCUACACGAAGAACUGCAAGGAGUGCGACGAAGCGCUGAGAGAGCUCGAGUACAUCGAUGACGACCUGGACAAGUACGGCAUCGAAAUGAUCAAAAUCAACAACAUCGAGGUGGCCGCUGAGCACGGGGUUACUACCUUUCCAACCCUCAUCUUCUGGCGUCGCGAGGAUCCCAUCCUCUACGAAGGCAAAUUCGAUGACCGCGAAGUUUUUGAUUGGCUGAUCCACCACAAGAACAGCUACGUCAAGGUGCUCACAGACGAUAACUUCGAGAGAGUGACACAGGCGGCAAGUGGCGCCACCACCGGAGAUUGGUUUGUUCUCUUAAAUCAGAUGACUAGAAACUUUUUGCUAAGCAUGGCGGCGGCUUGCAUUGGCCUCAUCUCUGCAGCCACGCUCAUGAUCGUAGUCUUCACCGGUCUUGGCUACCUGAAGAUUAACUCUGAUAACAUGGUGCCGCACAAAAUCGACAAGACUCAAUAA